AUGGCUUCAACAUUCCUCUCAUAUCCUGCACCUCAUCUUCUACACAAUAAUCAUUUUCAAGCCAAAAAGCACUUCUCCAUAAAAUGCACAACUUCAUUAAACUCAUCUUCUUCUUCACCCGAAUUUCCCACACCAGACCCUAAAAACACUACAAUGAACAGUCCAGAAACAUUUCCACUAGAGAAAAGAAGAAGAUCAGAGAUAGUAAGACAGAGGAGGCCGAAAACCGACCUAGCGAAAUCCGAGCCACCAAACUUUGAAAUCGGUUGGAAAAGGACAAAAGAGAUUAACCUUGAGAAGCCAAUAGGGUAUGUGGUAGCUGAUUUUCUGGAGAAGUUGGAGGAACUUAUGACGAGGAAGGAAUUUGGUUCGACAGAACUGUUGGCGAAAGUCGGUGAAAUCGUUGCGGAAAGGGCGAGAGAAGAAGCAGAAGUUUUGAGAGAUGACGGGAAAGUUGAAGAGAGAAUGGUUGUUGAACUUUUUAGAGUUUUGAAGUUGAUGGAAAUGGAUUUGGCUAUGGUGAAAGCUGCUGUUAAGGAAGAUACUUUGGGUGAGAGGCUUGAUCAAGCUAAGGCUAGGUGCAGGCAAGCUAUACUUGUUGCUUAUUCCUUUUGA
Messenger RNA from Lathyrus sativus (Indian pea), 615 nucleotides. The record is from the annotation of a GenBank genome assembly. Lineage: Eukaryota; Viridiplantae; Streptophyta; Magnoliopsida; Fabales; Fabaceae.